Messenger RNA from Halichondria panicea, 1884 nucleotides. Its product is annotated as WD repeat-containing protein 43-like. The transcript is spliced from 13 exons. Gene Ontology annotation, biological process: maturation of SSU-rRNA from tricistronic rRNA transcript (SSU-rRNA, 5.8S rRNA, LSU-rRNA). Gene Ontology annotation, cellular component: nucleolus. Bases 1 to 1788 code for a protein of 595 amino acids. Gene Ontology annotation, molecular function: protein binding. Lineage: Eukaryota; Metazoa; Porifera; Demospongiae; Suberitida; Halichondriidae. The record is from RefSeq and is a predicted model, not a curated record.
AUGGCCGAUAUUUCUGAAGUGUGUUCCUUCUCUAGCGAUGGAGAGUCUCUAGCAAUUGCUGGACUGGAUGGAGAGGUGAAGAUUUGGGAUAGCACUUCAGGAAAUUUGAAGCAACGCUUCAAUCCGUCCUCUGUGGGCAGUGAGAUACGGGCAUUGGGUUGGUCUAGACCAGUGAAGGAGAAACGAAAGAGAAAGAGCUCCACUCCUAGUCAAUCCCUCUUGGCCGUUGCUGUUGGCAAGGACAUCGUUAUAUGGAAUGUAACUAAAGGAGAGAAAGAAGUCACUUUGAGUUCCCAUGGUGAUAUUGUAACCGGCGUGAGUUGGGGAAAGAAAGUGCUCUACUCUGGGUCACAUGACAGUCAUGUGAUUGAGUGGGACUUGGUUGAGGGUACUGCUCAACAUAAAUGGAAGGCAGAUCGUCAUGCUGUAACUUUUGUUUGUUGCCAUAGUAAUGAUGAGAUUAUCCUCAGUGCUGGUCGCAGUAUUAAGAUGUGGAACCUCUCGGACUACACCAUGCUGCAGAAAUUCACUGGGCACAGCACUGACAUAUCCUGGCUAAAGUUUGCUGGUGAGGACACCUUUAUGUCGGCUGCUAUCAAUGACAGGAACGUCAACCUUUGGAGAUUCUCAACGAAGUCUCGUAAAGCAGUGGGUACAAUAUCAUGUGAUGAGGAGAUCAAGUCAUGUGAUCUACGAGUCAGCAAAUCAGAUGAUACUGUGGAAGUAGCCGCUGUAUCUGUUGAGGGAACGUGUCACUUGUUUAAAUUAUCACUGACAGAUCAGACUACAGAAGCAGUCACGGCAUUUUCAUCAGUACAGUUUGUUACAGAAGCUACAAAAGAAUCUACCCCCACUCCCCUCCCUGUCCUUACCACCCACCUCUCCACUACCCUCACACUGGCACACACCUCACACAUCCGCCCCCAUUUUGAGACAUUGGAUUUUGACCAAUCAGAACGCAGUGUGUGUUUGAUACGAGAAGGUUCAUCUAGUGGGUUAUUGUUGGGUCAGCAGUCCACAAAGAGGUCAAAGGUCACAGACAGCACAGUCACUAUACUAGGACCAGAAAAUAUGACCGUAAAAACUACACAUGCUAAAAAAUCCACCAAUCCGAUUGAAGAUAGUAUUCCACUCAGCGAUCGGCUUGAACCAGUUUCAAAACAGAAAUCAUCUAGCCUCCCCACAUCAGAAUCACUGACUCAGCUGUUGACACAGGCAGUUGCUAGUGGUGAUGGAAAGUUAUUGGAGGAGGUGCUACGAGUGCACAAGGAGAAGAUUAUCAGGGCAACCAUACGAAGACUACCAGUCACUGUUGUACUGCCAUUCCUUAGAAAGCUGAUUGAGAUGCUCCAGCUUCAGCCUGGGCGUGGCCUGGAGCUGAGUCUGUGGAUACGAACCAUCCUUACCACUCACACUGCCUACCUCAUGACUGUCCCACACUUAGUUGAUUCACUGAGUGGUCUCUAUCAACUACUAGAUGCUCGAGUUGGAACUUUUAGUCGUCUUUCUCGCAUCCAAGGGAAGCUGGACCUCAUGCUCACCCAGGCUGCUGCUGUUGACAACUCUGAGCAAGACCACGCCCAGUUGACCACUCCCCUUGUCACUGUUACUGUAGGAGAAAACUCAGUUGGACCAGCAGCUCAUCAACACGACACAGAAUCUUCAGAUGACGACUGGAGCGCGAGCAGUGGCAGUGAGAGCAGCUUGUCCGAAGAAGCCAUCCAAUCAGAUCACAGCUCUGUUGCUAUGGAAACUGAGCAUUCAGCUAGCAUGGAGUUUAUUAGAUAGGUAUUAUAUAGAACAUAAAUUUAUCAUUAUUUUUGCAUAAUUAUUGUACCAUAUUAUGUGAAAAUAUCUGUCUGCAAAAUACAAUGUAUACGUUUA